AUGGAAGCAAAAGCAAUCCCGCUCCUCACGCCAUACACCAUCGGGAGGUUCCACCUCUCCCACAGGGUUGUCCAUGCACCACUCACAAGGUCAAGGUGCUACAACAACCUUCCGGGCGAGCACGUCGCCCUCUACUACUCCCAGAGGGCCUCGGAAGGCGGCCUCCUGAUCAGUGAGUCCACUGGGGUCUCCGAGACUGCCCAGGGGUACCCCAGCACUCCAGGUAUAUGGACCAAGGACCAGGUGGAAGCCUGGAAGCCGGUCGUCGAAGGUGUGCAUCAGAAGGGUGGAGUUUUCUUCUGCCAGAUUUGGCACGUAGGGAGGGCUUCUACUUAUGAUUAUCAACCCAAUGGACAAGCACCAAUUUCUUGUACGGACAAGCAGAUCACCCCUGAGGUUCUCGAUGAUGGGACUGUGGAGGAAUUCUCAGCCCCAAGGAGGCUUAGAGAAGAUGAAAUCCACCAGAUUGUCAAUGAUUUUAGGCUUGCUGCUAGGAACUGCAUUGAAGCAGGCUUUGACAGAGUCGAAAUCCACUGUGCAUUUGGCUAUCUCAUCGAGCAGUUCAUGAAAGACAGUGUCAACGACAGAACUGACAAGUACGGUGGAAGCAUGGAAAACCGAUGCCGCUUUGCGCUAGAGGUAAUCCAAGCUGCCAUCGAUGAGGCCGGAGCAGACAGGGUUGGUGUCCGUCUCUCACCAAAUUCCAACUACCUUGAUUGCUGGGACUCAGACCCAGACGCACUUGGCCUGUACAUGAUCCACGCCAUGAACAAGCUCGGCGUCCUCUACUGCAGCAUGGUUGAGCCGGAGGCGGUCAAAGUGGAUGGUAAGGUGCAGAUCCCCUACAAGCUGCUGCAUUUCAGGAAAGCGUUUUCUGGCACUUUCAUUGUUGGUGGAGGAUACAACAGGGAAGAAGGCAACAGAGCUGUGUCUGAAGGUUACAUUGACCUGGUGGCAUACGGCAAAUGGUUUCUGGCGAACCCAGACUUGCCAAAGCGAUUUGGGCUGAAUGCACUUUUGAACAAGUACGACAGAUCCACGUUCUACUCUCCUGACCCCGUUGCUGGGACAGCUUAUACUCCUCAGGUGCUGCUACUGAACUUUGGUAAAACAUUAGUGGUUCCUUUUUGA
Messenger RNA from Miscanthus lutarioriparius, 1131 nucleotides. NCBI's taxonomy places the organism in Eukaryota, Viridiplantae, Streptophyta, Magnoliopsida, Poales, Poaceae. The record is from the annotation of a GenBank genome assembly.